Anopheles cruzii is the source of this 1503-nucleotide messenger RNA. Its product is annotated as cytochrome P450 4d2-like. Lineage: Eukaryota; Metazoa; Arthropoda; Insecta; Diptera; Culicidae. The transcript has 2 exons. Gene Ontology annotation, molecular function: heme binding; oxidoreductase activity, acting on paired donors, with incorporation or reduction of molecular oxygen; iron ion binding. Bases 1 to 1503 code for a protein of 500 amino acids. The record is from RefSeq and is a predicted model, not a curated record.
AUGUCUAUUUUCCUUCUUUUGCUACUUGCCAUACUUGUAAUUUUACAUAUAAUUGUAAAAGUGUUCAUAAAUCGUCGUCGGGCGGAGGAGCUCCUAAAACGUUUGCCCGAUUUCAAAGCACUUCCAUCGGUACCACUACUCGGCAGUGUUCUGCUGUUUAAGAACACUUCUCCAGACAGUGUGUUACGGACGCAGGUCGACUUUCACCGACAGUACGGUAAGAACCUGUUGCUGCAGGAGCUCUGUAACGGAUUCAAACUGUUGGUUAGCGAGCCACGUGUGGUGGAGCAAGUGAUUCAGGCAAAAACCAUUCGUAAACCAUCCUUCUACGACUUCAUCAAGCCCUGGUUGGGUAUCAGCACGGUAAUAGCGUGCGGACAGCAGUGGAGAAACCGGCGGAAGUUGAUCGAUCCGGUGUUCAAUUACAAAAUGCUCGAAGACUUUCUGGAAGUGAUGAUUGCCCAUUCGGAUGUGCUUGUGGGCAAGUUGGCACCGUAUGUCGGUGGAGACGAUUUCGACAUCUACAACCCGAUCCGAUACUGCACGAUGGACAUUGUCUGCGACUCGGCGAUGGGUGUUCAACUCCAUUGCCAGUCGAAUCCUACGGGACAAUUUAUUGCUGCCACCGACGAGGUCAUAGAUCUCAUACACAAGCGAAUGUUUGAUCCGCUGCGAGGCCAUAGUUGGGUUUAUCCGUUGACGAGCGCUGGGCGGCGCAUGAGGAAAAUGGUGAAGGUGUUGCACAAGUUCACAGAUGAUGUCGUUAGCGAACGAAAACUGCUCCGUAGCAAUGGUGCCCCACAGCGAACGACCGUCCUCGACAUGCUUCUGGAAACACGGCCCAACGGUCAACCGUUGUCCGAUGAUGACGUUCGUGGAGAAGUGAGCACGUUUAUGUUUGCCGGCCACGAGACAACCACUUCCUGUCUCAGCUUUGCCCUGUAUUACCUCUCCCGAUAUCCCGUCGUUCAGCAGAAAGUUUACGAUGAAAUUGGGACCGUCUACGCGGCUGCUGGUGACCUCCGCGAAGUCCCGUUAACCUACGCUUCACUGAACGAGCUCCGCUACUUGGAGAUGGUUAUCAAGGAAACACUUCGCAUCAGUCCACCAGCACCAAUGGUUGGUCGGUGCGCGGCCGGCGAUAUGAUUAUUGAUGGCAUCCCGAUACCGGCCGGCACGGAGGUGAUGCUCAACAUCUUCGUCAUGCAAACCGACCCAGACUUCUUCCCCGAGCCGGACGUGUUCUGUCCGGAACGGUUCACCGGCCAGAACAAUGGCUCCACCGGAACGCAUAUAAUGCCGUACAGUUACAUUCCAUUCAGUGCCGGACUGCGAUCCUGUAUGGGGCAACGUUACGCGAUGUUAGAAAUGAAAACUGUUCUGGUUAAGCUCUUAAUCCAUUACCGGGUGUUGCCGAGUUCGGAAGAGAAAGUCCUGAAAGUGAAGGCGGACAUAACACUAAAGCCCCACGGUGGUGCGUUCAUCAAAUUGCUGCCAAGGUAG